This is a messenger RNA of Ananas comosus (pineapple), 2939 nucleotides long. RefSeq names its product prolycopene isomerase 2, chloroplastic. The transcript has 10 exons. The record is from RefSeq and is a predicted model, not a curated record. Gene Ontology annotation, molecular function: oxidoreductase activity. Gene Ontology annotation, biological process: carotenoid metabolic process. Bases 124 to 1884 code for a protein of 586 amino acids. NCBI's taxonomy places the organism in Eukaryota, Viridiplantae, Streptophyta, Magnoliopsida, Poales, Bromeliaceae.
UCCGUCCCAGCGUAACCCAAAAACUCAAACCCAACCGUUGCUUCCUCUCCUUCCCAUUUUGCUUUUAUACCCCCUCCAUUUUUUGUUUUUGUAAUUUUACGCCUCAAUUAGUCGACUCCAUCCAUGGCUUCGCUCGUAGGCCUCCGCGCGCCACCUCCGAUGCUCCGCCCCGGAUUCAAAAAUUGGCGGGAAAGGAGACCGGUUUUGGCGCGAAGUGGCUCGAUGGUCGAGGAGGAGCCGCCGGUUCCCGCGAAUCCCGCCGACGGUCGGCCCUCGACUCCCGGAGGGAGAAACCCUUUCCCAGGGAAGCUAGAAGCAGAUGUUGUGGUUAUUGGAAGUGGAAUAGGUGGGCUAUGUUGUGCCGGGCUUUUGGCUCGAUACAAGCAAGAUGUUCUUGUAUUAGAAAGCCAUGAUCAACCUGGAGGUGCUGCUCAUUCCUUUGAUAUCAAGGGUUACAAAUUCGACUCGGGCCCAUCCUUGUUUUCUGGGUUUCAAUCAAGAGGUCCUCAAGCUAAUCCUCUUGCUCAGGUACUUGAUGCGUUGGGCGAAUCGGUCGAAUGUGCUUCCUACAACUCAUGGAUGGUUUAUAUACCUGAAGGUGAGUUCCUCUCAAGAAUCGGCCCCACUGAGUUUCUCAAGGACCUUGAGAUGUAUGUCGGUAUUGACGCUGUGCAGGAGUGGAAAAAACUUCUCGAUGCAGUUCUACCAAUGUCUACUGCUGCGAUGGCUCUGCCACCUAUUUCAAUUCGAGGAGAUUUGGGCGUUCUUUCUACAGCGGCCGCUCGAUACGCUCCGUCUCUGUUGAAAUCCUUUGUCCAAAUGGGCCCGCAGGGAGCUCUCGGUGCUACUAAGUUGUUGAGACCCUUCUCGGAAAUUAUUGAUUCACUGGAGCUGAAAAAUCCCUUCAUACGUAAUUGGGUGGAUUUAUUGAGCUUUCUACUUGCUGGGGUGAAAUCGGAUGGCAUACUCUCAGCUGAACUCGUUUAUAUGUUUGCAGAAUGGUAUAAACCUGGGUGUAUGCUUGAGUAUCCUCUUGGCGGAACUGGAGCAAUAGUAGACGCUCUUGUGCGAGGUCUUCAAAAAUUCGGAGGAAGACUCGCACUGCGCACUCACGUGGAAAAUAUCGUUGUAGAAAAUGGUCGAGCCGUUGGUGUGAAGUUAAGUAGUGGACAGUUCAUACGUGCCAAAAAGGCUGUGGUUAGUAAUGCAUCGAUGUGGGAUACAUUGAAUCUGUUACCUUUGGAUUUUGUCCCCAAAUCUUACCAAGAUAGAGUUAAUGCAACUCCACAAUGCGAAUCAUUCAUGCAUCUCCACUUGGGUUUUGACGCAGCGAACAUUCGAGAAGACCUGGGAAUCCAUCACAUCGUAGUUAAUGAUUGGAGCAAGGGUGUCGAUGCCGAGCAAAAUGUCGUUUCGAUAUCCAUACCGAGUGUUCUUGGUAAGGGUUUGGCGCCCCCUGGGAAACAUGUGUUGCAUGCUUAUACUCCAGGAACAGAACCUUUUGGCUUGUGGGAAGGACUGGAUCGUAAAGGUGCGGAGUAUCGGAGGCUUAAAGAAGAGCGUUCUGAGGUAAUGUGGAGAGCGGUCGAACGUGCAGUGGGCCGUGGAUUUGAUCGCGAGAAAUGCGAAGUGAAAUUAGUCGGAACACCACUAACCCAUAAGAGGUUUCUUAGAAGGAAUAGAGGAACAUAUGGUCCGGCCAUCAAAGCAGGACAAGGCACAUUCCCCGGCCAUGCGACACCUAUCCCACAAUUGUUUUGUUGUGGAGACUCGACCUUUCCAGGAAUUGGAGUGCCCGCAGUCGCAGCUAGUGGUGCCAUAGUCGCCAACACUUUGGUGUCUGUGUCUCAACACUCUGAGCUUCUUGAUGCCAUCGGAAUCUGAUCACUACGUUGCCAUUUUAUUUCGGCGCUCUCCUGCGACACUUUUUAUCUCCUCGAAGCAGCAGGAAUUUGAUCACAAUUGGCGGUAAACAGCUUCCUUUGUCUUUUACUCUUUUAUUCUUGAUAAGAGCUUAUUAUACCUUAUAAAUGCUUGUUACAUUUUCGCGCGCGUGUAUUCUUUCUAAAUCAUUUGAAGCUUUUAUCUUGGCAGCACUUUUUGGAAACCAAAGGAAGUGAAAAAGAUAAUAUAUUGAGGGGAAAAAACACUUUGAAAUUAAGUUGGAGACCCGGCAAUGAGUGUAGAGAACAAAGAGGUUUGAGUCAAACAUUAGAAAAUCUCAUGAAUACAGGAUGGGUUAACUUAGAAGUUUAUGAUAUAUCAGUUGUAUAUUAUACUCAUAAAAAAAAAAGAGAAAAAUGUGUGAAGAUACCCUGAACUUUAGCUUUUUUGUAAACAGGCACUUGAACUUUCAAUUUUGGUAAUUAGAUCCCUUAAACUUUAUCAAAUAGUUUAAUAAACCCCUCUUUUCGAUUACAUAAUCAGUUUUGUCAUUUGUGUCGUACAGCUUUAUAAAGCUGCAAAACACAAAGAAAUAUUAUUAUUAUUGUUAUUAUUAUUAUUUUGUAUCCUAACAUCGAAAAAUAAAGCAACAAAAAUAAAUGUUUGGUUCAACCAUUUUCUUCGAUCAUCAAACUUAAUUAUCAAAACUGGAAGGAAAAAAAAAAAAAGGAUUUAUUUAUAUUUUAAGUCUUAUAGGAUUAAAUGAAUGACAUCCGAUCAAAAUAGUAGUAUAAUUAGUGAGUUCACUUAAGAAGGGGGGUCUUUUGAACUAUUUGAUAAAGUUUAGAAGAAGUAACAACCAAAAUUAAAAGUUUAAAUACUUAUUUGCAAUAGAGCUAAAGUUUAGGGGCUCUCUGUACAUUUUACCCAAAAAGAUUUUAAUCCCCAUCUACACAAAAUUAUGUUGUAAUUAAGCUUCCUCUUGAAAUUUGAAUUCCUUCUAUUGGAGCUUGUUGCUUUUGUUCAUUUAAUGGGGGAGGUAUUAUGGGUGUGCA